This is a messenger RNA of Pocillopora damicornis (cauliflower coral), 3277 nucleotides long. RefSeq names its product putative RNA-binding protein EEED8.10. The record is from RefSeq and is a predicted model, not a curated record. Gene Ontology annotation, molecular function: RNA binding; protein binding. Gene Ontology annotation, biological process: SCF-dependent proteasomal ubiquitin-dependent protein catabolic process. Gene Ontology annotation, cellular component: SCF ubiquitin ligase complex. NCBI's taxonomy places the organism in Eukaryota, Metazoa, Cnidaria, Anthozoa, Scleractinia, Pocilloporidae.
CACGUAAAGGGAGAGAUUUUCUGCCAGUUUUAUGCUUUAAUACCAAACCUUAUGUGUAAUCUCGAGGUCAUACGCUCCAAUUUCACUGAAAGGCGGUUCUUCUCGAUGAAAUUCGAUAAAUACGCAGAUGAGCAAACAGUCUCCAAACUUACAAAAACUCAAAAUUCUUCAUCACCAGAAACUUAAUUGUGGUUUAUCGGAAAUAGCUCUUGUAGCAAAUGGGUCCGUUGUAACAGAUAGUCCAGACGAAGAGAUACCUAAAAAAGACACAAAACCUACAAGCUCUGCAACACUGAUACAAAAAGCCGAAGAAUUUUGCCGAAAAACCCGUGUAGUUGCCAACAAGUGCAAGGUUUUUGUUGGUAACGUUAGCUACAGAGUGAAGUCCAGAGAACUGAAGGAAUUUUUCACCUCUUUUGGAAAAGUUAUAUAUGCCCAAAUCAUCACGGAUCGUAUGAAAAAACGUUCUCGGGGGUUUGGAUUUGUGACCUUUAGUAAUGAAUGGGAAGCACAGAAAGCCAAAGAUUCUUCAGAUGAUGAGAGAACUUUAGAAGGAAGAGUCAUGAAAGUUUGCACUCCAGAAAGAAGGAAGAAAGGUUCUAAAAAUUUCAUUCAGGAAAGCACUAUUGAGGAGGUACUUGAAUCUUAUCGUGAGAAUGGAAAUGACAAGAAGGAAGCUGGUGAAGAGGCAAUGGAAUCUUGUGAUUGCACUAUCAGUGGAUCCAAUGAACUCAGGUCUUUGCCAGAAAUUUUUAAACUGAAUGAGUACACCAUGCUCCACAUCUUCUUGUAUUUAAGUCCUAAGGAUAGGAUCAGGAUUGAAAGAGUAUGCAGAAGAUGGAGACUACUGGCCAUUAAGUCAUGGCAUCGCAUAACCCAUCUUGACUUCCAAGGAGUGUUCACAUCAUUUAAAGGCAUGGGAGGCCUUACUGAUGAAGUUCUGUGGUCCAUUUUAAGACGAGGAUGCCAGAAUCUGACUUCUCUUGACUUGUCCCAAUCACCUCACUUCUUGACAGAAUUUGCAGUCCUUUGUAUUGGCAAACAAUGCAAGUUGUUGACAGAGCUUGAUUUAAGUGGAGUUAAAGUUAGUACAUCAUCAUUAAAGAACUUGUCCCAAAGCUGUAAACAAUUAGAGAAAAUUACUCUUCAUAGAUGUCACAGAGUUGGCGAAAAAGCACUCUGGUGGCUCUUCAAGAAUUGUCAAAAACUGCAUCAUGUCAAUUUGGAGGGAAACAAAAGUGUGAGGGGACAGUGUUUCUUUAUGCUACCACCAGCUUGUGAAAAUUUGUACCUGAAUGAUUGCACUCAGUUGACGGACAAAGGAAUGAUAUACAUUGGUGAUAAAUGUAAAAACUUGAGAAUCAUCAAUGUAUCAGGCUGUAUCACUUUGACUGAUGAGGGCAUCCUUCAGUUGACACAGCACUGUUGUAUGAUAGAGUCAUUAGUUUUCUCACAAGCAGGACACAAUGUGACUAGUCAAGGACUACAGAAUAUUGCUAAUUUGUCAUUGCUGAAAGAGUUGGAUCUAUCAAAGAACGCUGUGGUCAACGAUGAGUUGCUGUUUAGCAUUGGAAGAAGUUGCAUUCAUUUGAAGUUUCUCAACUUGGACUCCUGUGAAGGAGAAAUAACGGAUGCAGGAUUACAGUGCUUGAUCUCUUGUUAUCAGUUAUUUUCUCUUGUCAUCAGCUACUUAACAAGGAUUACAGACGAGAGUGUAAUACACUUGUCCUCUAACGGAACCUUGGAGAGGCUGGUGGCUAGGGCGUGCCCAGGACUCACGGACAAAUCUAUCGAGAGUCUGUUACAAAGUUGUGGCCAAUUGACUAUUCUGGACGUUAGUGGCUGUAGUGGAAUCACCAACGCCUCUCUUGAGCUGCUGAGUCUGCAUUGCAUAUCAGAGGACCGACCCGUCAUCAACUGCACCGUUGGAGGUACAGCCAUAGACGAAGAAGCAAUAACUCGAUUUCGGGAGACAUCUUAUCGAUGCUUUGUGUUUUGCAUCGACUAUUCUGUUAAUCCAAGGAUUGAUGCUGUUCCGUCCCAUGGUUCAGGAGCUUUCUUCCGCGAAGAAGACGAUGACGAGUUUGAUGAAUUUGAUGAUGAGUUCGAUGAUGAGGAUGAAGAAGAACAUGAACAUUUUCAUAACAUUGUUGACGAUGAAGAGACUUGGAUGGCCGAGGACUCGUUAUGGUGGCGACCAGGCGAUGCCGAAGAUUUCCUGGAGGCCGAUUAUCCUUCGUUACUGGCGGAACAACUGUACAGAUCGUAGCAUAUGGAAAUAAAACUGAAGCAUUAUUAUCGAGUGAAAAGGUCUACGAGGUCUUCACUGUUAUCUGCCUAUUAAAUACCUCUUUGGGAGAGGAUGAUUUCCCAAAAUGUCUGGGCGCGUGCGCUGAAAACUGGGUCGAGUACACGUUGUCGUGGCUCAUCUUCCUAGGCGAAGCAUACGAAACGACGAACUAGUAUCUCUCUAAGGCUCAACUGUCAACCUCGUCACACAACCAAAACGCUGUGCUGUGAGAACUUAUCGCGGGUUUGGAAGUACCCAGUGUGGACUAUUGAGUGAUGUUAUUGCGUGACUCAUUUCAGACGACCAAGGGCCUUAGUCACGCACUGCACAAUGAAUGAUAUAUAUGCAGCGAAAAGGACGUUGGUGACCAUUACAAGCGAUCAAGCAUUUGGCGAACGAGUGAUUUUGAGACAGCGUUUCUGUAUCUGCAUGACGCCCAUGAACAGGUGUCUUACAGAAAAGAGAUGUUUGCGAAACAAUAUACUUAAAGGAUCGACGUCUAAAUAUUCGGAAUAAAAUCAUUGAAAUUGACCGAAAGGGCAAGGAGAACAAACGCUUUUAGGGCUAGACAAAAAAUGAAUCGUUCCAAAGUUUUUCAUCAGCCAUUUGUGUCAUUUUUCAUUUUUCUGAGGCUUCAUCUUUAACCCCUAAACCCCUAAUAGUGAUUUGUAACUAUUUUCACCUAUCAGUCACACCCCUAAAACAAACAUUGAGGUCAUGAGAAUCAAGGAAAUGAUCACCAACCAAAGAAGCUCUUGAUUGUUAAACAAAUUCACUUUGUCAGUACCAUAGAAAAUGUAUAGAGAGUAGUAUGGAGAAAGUGUAUACUGAUGUUAGGGUGUAAAGGACUAAUCGUCCUUGAAGGAUGGCUAAGGAUGAAGAAAAUUGGCAGGGGACGCGGACGACUAACUUGGAAAGUUUAGGCUCAGUUGUUCAAAGUUUUUAAGCGCUGACUUAGCCAUUAAAAUGGACGUUUUUCCUCGCGCA